Aphanomyces astaci is the source of this 924-nucleotide messenger RNA. RefSeq lists its product as hypothetical. The transcript has a single exon. Bases 1 to 924 code for a protein of 307 amino acids. The record is from RefSeq and is a predicted model, not a curated record. Gene Ontology annotation, biological process: proteolysis. Lineage: Eukaryota; Oomycota; Saprolegniomycetes; Saprolegniales; Verrucalvaceae. Gene Ontology annotation, molecular function: serine-type endopeptidase activity.
AUGUUGUGCCCCACUGACGUGACGGGCAAAAACCCCAAGUGCGAGUUGGCGCCUGACGUGAUCAACAACAGCUGGGGUGGCGGGUCUGGCUCCAACUGGUACCAAGCCAACGUGGACGCGUGGCGCGCUGCUGGCAUCAUCCCCGUGUUUGCCAACGGCAAUGCCGGCCCCAACUGCGGCACCGCCAACUCCCCUGGGGAUUACAAGAAUGUCAUUGGCGUGGGCGCCGUGGGCGUCGACGACAAGCUGGCCAGCUUCAGCAGUCGCGGACCCACUAAAGACGGCCGCGUCAAGCCCGACGUGUCGGCCCCUGGGAACCAGGUGCGUUCGGCGUGGCACACUGGCAACAACGCCUACAAGACCAUCUCGGGCACGUCCAUGGCGUCUCCCCACGUCACGGGUGCCGUCGCGCUCUACUUGUCUGCCAACAAGGCGGCCACGUACGACGACGUGUACAAGGCGUUCACGACCACCGUGGACACUGCGACGCUGACCCCGAACAACACAAACUGUGGUGGGGUGUCGGAUGCUACCUACCCCAACAACAACUACGGGUUUGGGCGCAUCAACGUCGCUCGUGCGACUUCUGGUGGCAUCGCUCCCCCAUCCCCCAGUAGCACCCCUGUCCCGACGUCCACCUCUUCUGCACCGUCGACGGCUGCCCCUUCCUCAGCCGCCCCCAUCACGCCGACUCCAACCACCUUGGACCCUGUCCCCACCUCUGCUCCUACCAAUGUCCCUGUGACAAGCACCGUGGCCCCUGUUCCGACUUCCGCUCCUACCACUGCCCCAGCACCAACCCCAUGCAAUGGCUGCACGGCGUGUUAUGCCACGUUGAUCGACUACUGUUUCCCGCCUCGCUACACCCAAGCGCAAUGCACCACAUUCACGCACUUCAAUGCCAUCUGGUGCGGCAAGAAGUAG